AUGGCCCAGCUAUACUACAAAAAGGUAAACUAUUCACCGUACAGAGAUCGGAUCCCAUUACAGAUCGUUCGAGCGGAGGCAGAGCUCUCAGCGGAAGAGAAGGCCUACCUCAGCGCUGUGGAGAAGGGGGACUAUGCCAGUGUGAAACAUGCCUUGCAAGAGGCAGAGAUCUACUACAACAUCAACAUUAACUGUAUGGAUCCUCUUGGUCGCAGUGCCCUUUUAAUAGCCAUAGAGAAUGAAAAUCUGGAGAUCAUGGAGUUGCUCUUGAGCCACUGUGUGUAUGUGGGAGAUGCUUUGCUGUAUGCAAUACGGAAAGAGGUGGUGGGAGCUGUGGAGCUGCUGCUGAAUUACAGGAAGCCGAGUGGUGAAAAACAGGUUCCAACCUUGAUGAUGGACACCCAGUUUUCAGAAUUCACUCCAGAUAUCACCCCAAUAAUGCUGGCGGCUCACACCAACAACUACGAAAUCAUCAAACUGCUUGUCCAAAGACGGGUUACAAUUCCACGCCCACACCAGAUCAGGUGCAACUGUGUGGAAUGUGUCUCCAGUUCGGAGGUGGACAGCCUGAGGCAUUCCAGGUCAAGGCUGAACAUCUACAAAGCCUUAGCCAGCCCUUCGUUGAUCGCCUUGUCAAGCGAGGACCCCAUCUUGACAGCCUUCCGACUGGGCUGGGAGCUGAAGGAGCUCAGCAAAGUGGAAAAUGAGUUCAAGGCUGAGUAUGAAGAGCUUUCACAGCAGUGCAAGCUUUUUGCUAAGGACCUUUUGGAUCAAGCACGGAGUUCCCGAGAACUGGAGAUCAUUCUCAAUCACAGAGAUGAUCAAAGCGAAGAGCUGGAUCCCCAAAAAUGUCAUGAUUUGGCAAAGCUAAAGGUAGCAAUAAAGUAUCACCAGAAAGAG
This is a messenger RNA of Fulmarus glacialis (Northern fulmar), 900 nucleotides long. Its product is annotated as short transient receptor potential channel 5. Lineage: Eukaryota; Metazoa; Chordata; Aves; Procellariiformes; Procellariidae. Gene Ontology annotation, cellular component: membrane; cation channel complex. The record is from RefSeq and is a predicted model, not a curated record. Gene Ontology annotation, molecular function: inositol 1,4,5 trisphosphate binding; store-operated calcium channel activity; protein binding. The annotation marks the transcript as partial. The transcript has 2 exons. Gene Ontology annotation, biological process: manganese ion transport; regulation of cytosolic calcium ion concentration; calcium ion transmembrane transport.